CCUCCCGCGCGCCCGCCCCGCCGCCCGCCGCCACUGCCGCCGCCGGAGCUCUGUAGUAUGGCAUCGAGGAGAAUGGAGACCAAACCUGUGAUAACCUGUCUCAAAACCCUCCUCAUCAUCUACUCCUUCGUCUUCUGGAUCACUGGAGUGAUCCUGUUGGCUGUUGGAGUCUGGGGAAAGCUUACUUUGGGCACCUACAUCUCCCUUAUUGCCGAGAACUCCACAAAUGCUCCAUACGUGCUCAUCGGGACCGGUACCACUAUCGUUGUUUUUGGCCUCUUUGGAUGCUUUGCUACAUGCCGUGGUAGCCCAUGGAUGCUGAAACUGUAUGCCAUGUUCCUGUCCCUGGUGUUCCUGGCUGAGCUUGUAGCUGGCAUUUCUGGAUUUGUCUUUCGUCAUGAGAUCAAGGACACCUUCCUGAGGACUUACACGGAUGCCAUGCAGAACUACAACGGCAAUGAUGAGAGGAGCCGGGCAGUGGACCAUGUGCAGCGCAGCCUGAGCUGCUGCGGCGUGCAGAAUUACACCAACUGGAGCAACAGCCCCUACUUCCUGGAACAUGGCAUCCCCCCUAGUUGCUGCAUGAACGAAACUGACUGUAACCCCCUGGAUCUGCACAACCUGACUGUGGCCGCCACCAAAGUGAACCAGAAGGGCUGUUAUGAUCUGGUGACCAGUUUCAUGGAGACUAACAUGGGGAUCAUUGCUGGAGUGGCAUUUGGAAUCGCAUUCUCCCAGUUGAUUGGCAUGCUGUUGGCUUGCUGUCUGUCCCGGUUCAUCACUGCCAAUCAAUAUGAGAUGGUGUAAAGAGAAGUCUUUCAAGAACUAUGGAAUAAGAGGCCUGUUUUUAAAAGGAACUGCCGCAAUCUCUGAAAGACUUCCAAAGAACGUUAGAGCACAGUACAUAAUAUCCCUGCCCUGCUCCCACCACCCACUCCCCACAACCCCACCCCCAUGUGCAACUGACACUCCUACCCAGUCUACACUCUGCCUUUCAGCCCACAUCAUGUGUAGUGUCCAUCUUGUGAAGCCCUGUUGUGCCACACAGUGUAGCCAGGCCCCCUGCAGCUUGUCAUAGUGAAACCCCCCCCCCUAAGGCUCUGUGAGUGCCAGCUCUCUCACAUGUACCUGGUCCAACUGUAGGUGACUGGUUAUCACAUCAUCACUGGCCCCUUGUGGCCCUGCAUGUAGUAGGGGAGGCUUCAGUCAGCCCCUCACUGUGGUCCAUGAAUGCCACGCAACUUUUCGUAAAUAAGCAGAUGUUAGUUAUCUUUUUUUUUGCUUAAUCUGAUUUGGUUUGGUUUUCUCUUUACUGGGAUUAUUCCCUACCUUCUUUAGGCUGCCUAGGACAUGUGGAAAGACACAGUGGGAGUUAUUUAUAAGGGAAAAAACAGCAUGUGGCAUGCAUGGUGGAAACUGUUGUUAAGCAUUAGGUGGCUUCCUUGCUCAUAAAUGUUCCACACGUGGGUGUGUAGAGACAGCUUAGUGUAGGAUUUCCUCUCAGAUGAAACCUGUAUAAUCCUGUUACAAGGCUAUGUUGUUACUCCCCCUGAAGGCACAGAUACUACUUUUGAUUUGCCCUAACUAAUUUCUAUUAUUUUACUUUCUCUUUAUUUUUUUUCCUUGCACUGACAUUAUAGACUUUGAGGACCUCAUCAGAUCAAUUUAAAAGUGAGUGUAGAGGGGAAAUGAAAGUCAAGAUAUUUUUAAAAGAUCUUAAAAAUAAUGCCUCUGUCUAGCAUGCCAACAAGAAUGCAUUGAUAUUGUGAACAUUUGUGAUAAUAUGUAUUAAUAAAUAGAGCAAUUACAAAUGGC
Messenger RNA from Onychomys torridus (southern grasshopper mouse), 1815 nucleotides. It is a transcript of the gene Tspan7, whose product is annotated as tetraspanin 7. Lineage: Eukaryota; Metazoa; Chordata; Mammalia; Rodentia; Cricetidae. Gene Ontology annotation, cellular component: membrane. The transcript is spliced from 8 exons. The record is from RefSeq and is a predicted model, not a curated record. The coding region runs from base 58 to 807 and encodes 249 amino acids.